AUGGCUCCAAUGUACAUUGUUGUAAGAGAGAUUAAGAAGAACAAAACUACUGCUGCCAUUAAGUUGAGAGCAGUGCGUACAUACGAUGUUCCUCAAAGCCGGUUUAACCAAGAUAUCAAAUCAAGAGAGUGUGUUCUACAUGAUGAAGAGGGGGCAUAUGUUCAUCUGCAUAUUCCUGGAAAGAAUGUGUCUAUUCAGAAUAAAUUCAUUGAAGGCAAUGUGUAUUGUAUAAAAAACUUCCUGGUAGUUCAACAUUACUAUACCUAUAAGACAUGCAGUGGUCCUCACAUGUUGAAGUUAUUCAAUGAGACAUUGGUAAAAGGCUACAAAGGAUUAGAUUUUCCUACACAUAUGUAUCGUUUACAGUCCUUUACUGCUUUGAAGACAGUUGAUCCUAAAGUAUUGGUUGAUGUGAUUGGAAGGGUUGUGGAAAUAUACAACCCUUUGGACAAGUUGAUAUCUGGUAGGCCUUCCCGGCUCAUAGAUUUCCUCAUUGAGGAUUUAAAUGGCAAUCAACUUAAAUGCACUGUAUGGGAUCAGCAUGUUGAGAAAGUGAUGCCUUAUUUGAGAAAAGAUUUUGCAGAGCCAGUGAUUGUGCUAAUUCAGAUGGGAAGGGUGAAGGUUUCUGAAAACUCUGCUGAAGUGAAAAUAACAAGUUCUUAUGAUGCUACCCAACUUCUGUUUAAUGGCGACAGUACUGAGUUUGUGGAGUUUAGACAGAGCCUAUCUUUGCAGCAAACACCUUUAAAGAGCCUUACCUCAAACUCAGCUUAUAGUUAUGGUAAUUCAGCCUAUAGUUAUGGUAAUUCAAGUGGUGGUGAUUUGAGUAGUUCAAAAAUGCGUAUCAUUACCAUAUCUGACAUCUUUCAGAAUAGAGAGGUAGGUGAAUUCUGGGUACCUGCACAGAUUAUCGGAAUAGAGUCUGAUGUUGAUGAUUGGUUUUACCAGUCCUGCAAAGAUCCAGGAUGUAAUAAGAAGGUGGAUUUUCUUGAUGGAAUGUUUCAGUGUAGCAAGUGUAGCAGCAGAUAUGAUGACUGCAUCUACAGGUAUAAAAUUAAGGUUAGAGUUGUUGAUGUUAAAGGUACAGCACCCUUUCUUCUAUGGGAUCGUGAAGCACUUGAUUUGGUUAGUGUAAGAGCUGAUGAAUUGAUAGCAAAGCAGCCAAAGGUGAUGAUUAAGAUCCCUAAAGAGCUUAAGACUAUGCUGGGCCGAGGUCUUUUCUUUAAGGUCAAUGUGCAAAAAAAUCAGCUAGACAACCUAAGUCAUGCUAUUCCUGUAAUGUCAGUUAAACACUUCCCUGAGAUGUUCAAUACUUACUGUCCUGGUCUCCUUGCUGAUAAAGAUGAUGGUUUAUCCCAAGUUAGUGACUAUGAAACAGAUUCAGAUGAGGGAUUUUUUUCAGAGGAAGAGGCAGAGAGUCCAAAUGUGAAUGCUGUGAAGGAACAAUCAGUUGAUGUAACUGAGAGUGAUGCUGUUAAGAGAAGCUUACUUGAUCAAUUUUCCAGCACUCAAAAUUCAAAGAAGAAAAGAGUUAUGGUUGUGAAGGAGGAGGGAGAUGAUGAUAAGGAAACAUGA
Ipomoea triloba (trilobed morning glory) is the source of this 1575-nucleotide messenger RNA. Its product is annotated as replication protein A 70 kDa DNA-binding subunit A-like. NCBI's taxonomy places the organism in Eukaryota, Viridiplantae, Streptophyta, Magnoliopsida, Solanales, Convolvulaceae. The transcript has 9 exons. The record is from RefSeq and is a predicted model, not a curated record. The coding region runs from base 1 to 1575 and encodes 524 amino acids.